AUGUUAAUUUCAGCAUAUACUAACACAUAUAUAAAAACAAAAGUUUAUAUGUUAAAAUUAGUUACUGCACAUGAACUAACAAUGACGUAUUUUUAUCAACUAACAUGAACAAAGAUGAAUAAAUACUGUAAAUAAAUAUAUUUUUCAUUGUUAGUUCAUGAUACCUAAUGCAUUAACUAAUAUUAACAAAUGUAACCUUAUUAUGAAGUGCUACCACCAAAGUUAUAGGGACAAAGUGGGACCUUUAUUACUUCUUGAAAAUAGUUCAUUUCUUUACACUACAAUAUAUUGAUCAGCUCAUGAGUCAAGAAGAGCCUUCAACUAUAUAGGCAACUUGAAAUUAAAUAAUGUUAUAAAUAUUCAGAAAUCUGGCCACAGUUGCCCCUGACCGCACAGCCAAGAUAAGAUGCUGUGCAGUAGCUACGAGCUACAGUGGAAGAAUCUGUCAUUCUUGUUAACUUUUAACCAACACCCUUGAGAUUAAACAGAAAUUAGAGUAAAUUCAAAGGAUUUAAAACUUUAGAUAACAGAAUACAAAUACUGGGCAUCCAAAAAUCACCUUUCAUUUUUAGUUGCAAAUUUCUUACAGAGUGAAAUGAUUGCACUUCCUAUCCCUAGAAAGUGGAAAGGAAACUCUUCUGAGCUUUUCGUGUUCAGAAAGUUAGAUCACUCACAUUUGUUUGUGAUUGAAGAAAUGUUGUAUUACUUCCAGUGUUUUUUUUUUUACUUUGUCCCUGUUCUUACACAGUUUACAGGCUGGAUCAGACUGAUGCAUGGCAAAAUGGCAGAGAGUGAAAAAGCAGAAACAGACGGCGGUAAUGAGGUCAAUGACCCACCAGCUUGGGAAAAAGACGCGCUCCAAACAAAAUGUCUGAAAAAUGGUGGAAGACAAUUGGACAGUCCUGUCAAGGAGGAGAUGGUUGGACUUAUGAAGUCAUUCAGAGCGAGUUUGAAACUGGUCAGUGAAAAGAGCCCUCUGACCUCCAAAAACAAAAGGUCAGUGAGGACUAGCAAUGACCAAAAGCAACCCUCGAACUCUCCCUUACAACCACCGCCUUCUCCAAGCUUCAGCACAGGAUCUCCCUCACAAUUUUCCCAGCAAUCUUCCCCACUUCAAAAUAAAAAAACUCUUACCAGAACUGUGUCAGAUUCUGCAGUUGCAAUAACAGGAACAUUGGUAAAGAGGGGAGCGUCCAUCAGGCAGAGUUUGGGCCUGGGCUCUAAAAAAUUCAAGCAGGAACCACUAGAACCCGUCACAGAGGCCAUAACUUCAUCUGAAGAGCAGAAACCAGAAGAUGUAGAUGAGGUGUUGCAGCUCAGAGAGACAUAUACUCUGCCAGAGAUCCCUUCUAUGCCAUUGUCUGUAAUGGAGAUUAACAAACUGAUUGAGAUGGAAGUUCUAGAGGAGGCCUAUGUGAACCUACUGUCCCUGCGGUUGGAGCUUCAGCGUGAGUGUCAAGCUCUGGAGAAAGAAGACUGUCCCGUUGAUCUAGUCCACAAAGAGAAAGACCUCCGCCUACUGUAUGGGACACUAAGGAAUAAAAUGUCUAACAUAGUACGCAACUCCAGUGCUCUGCCCUCUCGCAAUAAAGAGUUGUUAGUGUAUGUGGCCCAGAUUAUACUGGAGGAAGAGAAGAGACAAGGAGAGCCAGGGGGGAUGCCAGGAUGGAGGGAGGCAUGGAGGGAUGCGGUACGAGACGGGGUUAGAGAUACAUUGAAGAAGGUUCACCUGGACAGUCGUGAGCAGAACACUUCCUGGUUGGCGGUGCAUCUGGGGCUUUUGGGUAAAACUAUUGUGGAGGAUCUGAAGAGAGUGAAGGCAGAACUUCUGAACUCAUAUCCAGCAGACUUUAAAGUGUUUGAAACCUAUGUGUCCUGCCAUCAUGAGGCAUUGGGAGAGCAUUUAAAGAGACUUCUGGAACAUGUGACAGAGGUGAAAGAUUACUACGCUCUUCUAGAAUUUAUUAUCCAUCGCUACCCCAGUGAUAAGAUAAUGGGUAGCUGUUCCCUGCAACCAGAGAUGAAGGAAGAUCAGAGAGCACUGCCACUGGACAAAGAUUUCCUUAAUCAGAUAAAGAGCAAAUACUGCAGUCACUUACAGGCUGACAUGAGAACAUCAUUUGAUCGAAUUAUUGAGCUGGAGAAUGAGGAAAUGUGGAAAGAAAGAAGAAAACCGGAGACUGACGAAGGGCUUUACAGCUCACACAUUGACAUGGAUAUCUGGACGAAUAUUAAAGGGCUUGUUCAAGGAUCCGGACGGAUUGAUGUGAACCUUGAGCAGAAGGUUGUGCGUGCCUGUUUGGAGGAACUGAAACUAUUUCCAAAACGAUUUGAGUCAGCGUUUGUUGAGUGGAGCAAUGCUCUCUCUAACUCCUCUCUUUGGGCAGAGUAUCACAUCAGCUAUAUGAACAGCUUUAGUGCCCUAAAAGAGCACAUGGCUUGCUAUAAGGAGAGCUGUCCAAUUCAGUUUGAGCAGGUUCAAAGGGAAAUCGAUGGACUGACCACCCGACUGAGUCAAACUCUGAUGAACCACUUCAAAACAGAUGUUAAGCCCUUUCUCAGGAGACAAAUGACGAGAAAAUGGUUUUCAUUUGAUGAAGACUUCACAAAUCUGGUCAGCAGGACUAAGACUCUGUCUGAACAAAGCAAAUACAUGAGCCCAACAUUUAAACAGACCUUUGUGAAUGAAGCACACUUUUUUGUGGUAAAAGAAUAUGUAUCUCAGCUGAUGAAGAAUAACUACUCAUGCAAAAACAGGAAGAAUGAGACAGCUGCCUCUAAGAUCACGAUGCAAUGGGAGGAACUGAAGGAUCUUUUUCAAGAUAUGAAUUCUACCUUAGAUUGGCUUCAUCCAGUCGGGAACCAGCUGAGCAAGAUUGUUGGAUGUAAAAAAACUGAUGUAAAAAUGUACCUACAGCCAAUGGUUGAGAACUAUCCAGACAUCAGAAAGAGCCAUCUCUCCGCUGUGCUGUACUUCCGAGGAAUUAUCAGAGGCAGGGAAAAACAUAUUAUACUGCAGCGGCUGACAGAGUUGAAAGAGAGCUUUGGGAAUGUGGGAAAUAAAGAGUAUGCCCUCUUCAGUGAGAUUCAAGCAGCAGUUAACACAGACUGCCUUGCUGGUACACCUUUCUCAUGUCUUUCCCUCAUUGUGCCAGACAGCUAAUCCAAAGAAAGGCACAUCAUUUGAUUUUAAGUGGACACGAUGCUUGCACUGUAGAUAAUAGCGGCUGUAUGCCUCGUGAUAUGAACAAUGAGCAAUACUAUGUUAUUAUGUCUCCUUUAUAAUCUUGUAUUAUUACAAGAUUAUCCGGCAUGCAAAUUAAGCAAAAUAUACAAAAAUAUAGUUUAUAUAAUAUUAAUGUGCAAUUUUUUGUAAUCAUGUGUUGUUAUUGAGGAUCACACUUUAAAUCUAGUGUGGUUGUAUUGUAAGAUGUUUUGUGAAAAAAAUUCUCAGUUACUUUUUGGGCAUCACUUGAUGCAAUAGAGGUUAUAAGCAGUGGUGUAGUAGUGACUGUUGUAAUUAUAGUCCCACAUAAACGUACAAAAUGUAUGUCAGGGUAGGUUUCUUGCUGGCAUGGUGUACAAUACACUGCUAAGAACAAUGGUAUGGUAACUUGAUGUUAAAUAUGCAUUUAAAUUAAUAGUUCUCAUUAAGGCUCAUUUUAUUAGGCUAAUAUGAAAAUUGUUAAUACUUUAUUAUUACUCAAAUUAAUAAACUAAUACAUACAUAAUACACAAUAAACUGUUAAGCAUUGUAUAGUUAAUAUGAGUUUAGUAAUGUUCACGUUAACACGUUGUCUUGUAUUACCAUAUAAAGCCUACAUAAGAAUUAAUGCUUAUUUGUU
Messenger RNA from Myxocyprinus asiaticus (Chinese sucker), 3845 nucleotides. RefSeq names its product exocyst complex component 3-like 4 (gene exoc3l4). The record is from RefSeq and is a predicted model, not a curated record. Gene Ontology annotation, cellular component: exocyst. NCBI's taxonomy places the organism in Eukaryota, Metazoa, Chordata, Actinopteri, Cypriniformes, Catostomidae. Gene Ontology annotation, molecular function: SNARE binding. The transcript is spliced from 14 exons. Bases 596 to 3163 code for a protein of 855 amino acids. Gene Ontology annotation, biological process: exocytosis; exocyst localization.